AUGGACCCGAAAACCAGCGGACUCCUUCAAAGGUUGACUGAGGCCGGUCAGGCUCACCUCCUGGGCUUCUGGGACAAGCUGAGUCCUGAUGAACGCGCGUCUUUAAACCAGGAGCUACAACUGAUAGACUUCCAGGAAAUCAAUGGCUUCUUCAAGCGGGCCAUGAAGUCAUUCAGCUGCACUAAGAAUGAAAAAAUGGACGCCCGCAUGGAGCCGGUACCCCAGGACGUACUGGGCAGUGUGACGAGGGAUAAGGGAAGUCUCAAACGUUGGGAGCAAAAAGGUCUGGAAUGUAUCUCCCAGAGUAAAGUGGCGGUGCUGCUUCUGGCUGGCGGUCAGGGAACCAGACUGGGGGUCUCCUACCCCAAAGGCAUGUACGACGUGGGGCUACCAUCCCAUAAGACCCUCUUUCAAAUCCAGGCCGAGCGCAUUUUGAAGCUUCAGCAUCUGGUCGAGGAGAAAAACAAAAGCAAGUGCAUCAUUCCUUGGUACAUAAUGACCAGCGGCAGGACAAUGGAAUCCACCAAGGACUUCUUCUCACGGUUUAACUACUUCGGCUUGGAUAAGAAGAAUAUAAUCUUCUUCCAGCAGGGCAUGCUUCCAGCCAUGGACUAUGAUGGCAAGAUCGUCCUUGAGAGUAAAUGCAAGCUGUCCAUGGCUCCUGAUGGAAAUGGGGGUCUAUACAGAGCCUUGGGUAACCAGGGCAUCCUGGACGACAUGCAACGGAGGGGGAUUGAGUUCAUACAUGUCUACUGUGUGGAUAACAUCCUUGUCAAAGUAGCUGACCCAGCAUUUGUCGGUUUCUGUGUGGAGAAGGAUGCAGACUGUGGGGCUAAGGUGGUGGAGAAAAGCAACCCCACAGAGGCCGUCGGCGUGGUGUGCAAGGUAGACGGUCUAUACCAGGUAGUGGAGUACAGUGAGAUCACCCUGGCGACGGCUGAGAAGCGCAGCCCUGACGGCCGCCUCAUGUUCAAUGCAGGCAACGUGGCCAAUCACUUCUUUAGCUUCUCAUUCCUCAAAGAUAUAGUGGAGAAGUACGAACCAAAGCUUGAGCACCAUGUAGCUCGGAAGAAGAUCCCAUAUGUGGAUGCCCAGGGUCAACUCAUCUCUCCGGACAAACCCAAUGGGAUUAAGAUGGAAAAAUUUGUUUUUGACAUUUUCCAGUUUGCCAAGACGUUUGUAGUGUACGAGGUGCUGAGGGAGGAUGAGUUCUCUCCUCUAAAGAACGCUGACCGCCAAGAUGGGAAGGACACCCCCACCACCGCGAGACACGCCCUCAUGUCCCUCCAUCACCGCUGGGUGCUGAACGCCGGCGGUCACUUCAUCGAUGAGAGUGGCGCGCGUGUGCCCGCCAUACCCAGAGCUGGAGAAGAAGGCCGUGUCACAGAUGAUGGCAACAGAAAUCUAAAGGACGGAACGGACCUGCCGAUCAAAUGUGAGAUUUCCCCGUUGGUGUCCUACGGAGGAGAGGGUCUGGAAGCACUGGUGAAGGAUCGAGACUUCCACCCGACUCUAAUCAUCGACGAGAGCGGCGUUCACGAGCUGGUCAAGAACGGCGUUUAG
Nerophis lumbriciformis (worm pipefish) is the source of this 1563-nucleotide messenger RNA. The record is from RefSeq and is a predicted model, not a curated record. Lineage: Eukaryota; Metazoa; Chordata; Actinopteri; Syngnathiformes; Syngnathidae.